GUUGAAAGUACGGACUAACCAAUCGAUGAGAAGAACUUCGCCUCUAAGUAGACGGCAGUGAUCAUCCUAUUAUAGUAUAGAUUCUUAGACAUCUCUCUUUUCUCUGUGCAAAGCUCUCAUCUUUUGCAAAAUCUGAGAAGUGGGUUUCUGUGAAACGGUUCAUAAUCAUAGGCUCUGUGUUGAAGAAGGCAGAGAAGGAAAGCAAGAGUCUUUGGUGGAGAUCAUGGAGGUUUCAGGCAAGAAAAAGAUCAAGCCUGACCCCUUCACUGAUACUGUGUUUUCUUGGUCCCUGGAGGACAUUUUCAAUGAGGAUCUUUACAAAGACAAGGUGAAAAAGAUUCCUGAAUCAUUUCAAUCGGCUCAGCAUUACUUUGGGUCUUAUAUAUAUCCUUUACUAGAAGAAACCCGAGCAGAAUUGCAUUCAAGUAUGGAAACUCUUAAUAGAGCACCGUUUGCUGAAGUAGUGGGUUUUGAAGAAGCCAAGCCAUAUGGAACAAAGCAAUAUGAUGUCAAGGUUGAUUGCUGGCGAAACAGGUUCAUUGAUAGUGGCAAGGAGCCAUAUAAAACUUUGCCCGGUGAUCUUUUUGUUUUAGCUGAUGCUAAACCUGAAACUGUUUCUGACUUACAAAGAGUAGGGAGGUCAUGGGCUUUUGCUUCGGCCACUUAUGUCCCAGGAUGUGAGAAUGAAGAUGACAGUACCUCUCUUUAUUUCAAAGUCAAGGCAUCAAAAGAGAUUGAAGUCGAAAAUAGCAGGACAUCACUUUUUAUAGUUUUCUUGGUGAGUUUGGUCCGUGAUGGAAGAAUUUGGAAAGCGUUGCACAUGUCCAGAAAUCUGAAGAUUAUCAACGAAGUUCUAUGCACUGAUUCUAUGGUUCAGAAAGAUUUCUGCUCUGAAAGGAAAAAUGACAUCUGGAAUCAGAGUAUAGUUGAGAGUUUAUCAUCUGGAUUGAAUGAAUCCCAAACUGGGGCAGUGUUGGCCUGCCAUGAAAUGCUGCAUUCUGGUGAAAAGUCUGCUGUGGAACUUAUCUGGGGUCCUCCUGGUACUGGAAAAACAAAAACCACAGUCACUCUGCUUUCAACCCUGCUACAGAUGAAUUGUAGGACUCUUAUUUGUGCUCCAACAAAUGUUGCAAUAACUGGAGUUGCUUCUCGUCUUGUGAAGAUGGUGAGUAAAGCAGAGCCAAAUGAUUUGUUUUGUUCUUUAGGAGAAAUUCUUCUGUUUGGUAAUAAGGAGCGACUCAAAAUUGGUGCAGACAUUGAAGAAAUUUAUAUGGAUUGCCGUGUCAAAAGGCUUGUAGAUUGUUUCGGGCCAAGGACUGGUUGGAGGCCUUGCUUUUCUUCCAUGAUCGGUUUACUUGAGGAUUGCGUUUCUGAUUACCAUAUUUUCUUGGGAAAUGAGUUCACGAAAGAGACAGAACUAAAGAAUGUCAGUGAAACAAAAUAUAAAGAAUGCAGAAGAGGUGCUCAAGUUAUAAAGGAGAAACGCAAAACAUUUGUUCAAUUUUUGAGAGAGAGAUUUUUGUCUACUGCAACGCCAUUAAGAUAUUGCAUUUCUGUGCUCUGUACUCAUAUAGGGAAAAAUUAUAUUUCUGUAGACAAUUUCCAAGACUUGAUUUCGCUUAUCCGGUUAGUUGAUUCCUUUGAGUUACUGUUGUCUCAAGAUAAUGUUGAUUCUGAAGCUUUGGAAGAACUCUUUUCUCAUUCGGAUGUUGAAGAUGUGUCCGAGUCGUUUGUAGGUUACUCCUUUGAUCUUUGUAUGAUAAGAAGGGAUUGCCUUUCAGCUUUACGCACUCUACGGGAUUCUCUUAGUCAACUUAAACUUCCAAAUAUUAAGAAUGAGGAAUCUAUACGGAAGUUCUGUUUUCAAAGAGCAUCUCUAAUAUUUUGCACUGCAUCUACUUCGUAUAAGCUGCAUAGAGUGGCAAUGGAACCACUAAGCAUUGUUGUUAUUGACGAGGCUGCACAGCUAAAAGAGUGUGAGUCAACAAUACCCCUGCAACUUCCAGGUGUGAAGCAUGCUGUUCUUGUUGGUGAUGAAUGUCAGUUACCAGCUACGGUAAAAAGCAAAGUUUCUGAUGAAGCUGGUUUUGCAGGAAGCUUGUUUGAGAGGUUGAGCUUAAUGGGUCAUUCUAAACAUAUUUUAAAUAUGCAAUACAGAAUGCAUCCAUCAAUAAGUUUAUUCCCAAAUUCAAAUUUCUAUGAUGACUUGAUCCGGGAUGCUCCAAAUGUAAAACGAAGAAGCUACAAGAAGCACUAUCUUCCAGGAGCAAUGUUUGGUCCUUAUUCUUUUAUAAAUGUGAUUGGUGGAAGAGAAGAGAAAGAGGUGGAUGGACCAAGUCGGAAAAAUAUGGUGGAGGUUGCUAUUGUUUCAAAAAUACUGCGGAAUCUGUACAAAGAAUGGGUCAAAUCAAAACAGAGACUCAGUAUUGGUAUAGUGUCUCCCUAUGCUGCUCAAGUAGUCGCAAUUAAGGACAGAGUGGGUAAGAAAUAUGAUAAGCUUGAUGGCUUUGAAGUGAAGGUAAAAACAGUUGAUGGGUUUCAAGGUGGGGAAGAGGACAUAAUUAUAAUAUCCACUGUACGAUCCAACAGCCAUCAAUCACUUGAAUUCAUUUCAAAAUCGCAAAGAGUUAAUGUCUCUCUUACAAGGGCUAGGCACUGUUUGUGGAUUUUGGGGAAUGAAAGAACUCUUUCCGACAGUGAAUCUGUUUGGAAUGCCUUGGUCCUUGAUGCCAAAAGUCGUCGAUGCUUCUUUAAUGCCGACGAAGACAAGGAUUUAGCCAAGGCCAUAUUAGAGGUAAAGAAAGAGUUUGACCAAUUUGAUGAUUUGCUCAAUGCCAACAGCAUACUUUUUAGAAGUGCUAGAUGGAAGGUACUUUUCAGUGAUAACUUUCUGAAGUCAUUCAAGAAUCUGACAUCAGUCCGUUUGAAGAAGUCGGUGCUGAAUCUUCUACUGAAGCUUUCCAGUGGCUGGAGACCUAAGAAGCGAAAUGUUGAGACAAUUUCUGGUAGCUCUUCCAUGAUCUUAAAGAAAUUUAAGGUUGAAGGUCUGUACAUUGUUUGCACUAAUGACAUUUCAAAGAACCUGCAAUACGUUCAAGUAUUAAAGAUCUGGGACAUAUUGCCUGUAGAGGAUAUCCCAAAGUUGAUAUACCGCCUGGAUAGUAUUUUCAACAGAUGUACUGAUAACUUUAUCAAUCUUUGCAAGGAGACGUGUCUUGAUGGUGAUCUAGAGGUUCCAAAAAGCUGGUCACCGUCUUUGGAGUUUUCCCGGUUUAAGGAUCUGAGCAUCAGUGAAGCUCAGAGUGAUUUAGUUGGUGACACUUCUGAUUGUAGAAGCUAUGUUGAGAAUUCACAGGUUAGCGAGAGUUUGUUGCUGUUGAAAUUUUAUUCCUUAUCAUCUGGGGUAGUAAACCACUUGCUGUCAGACCGUGAGGGUAGAGAACUGGAGCUUCCAUUUGAAGUUACAGACGAAGAGAUGGAGAUUAUCCUUUAUCGUGGAAGUUCCUUUAUAGUGGGACGGUCAGGAACUGGGAAAACCACAGUUUUAACCAUGAAAUUGUUUCAAAAAGAACAGUGGCACCAAUUUGCAGUUCAAGGAUGCUAUAGUAGUCAAAAUACUAGCAAGGUUGAGCAGAGUUCUGCAGCUACUGAAGGGAAAGUUCUGCGCCAGCUUUUUGUGACAUUGAGUCCUAAGCUAUGUUUUGCCAUCAAGCGACAUGUUUCACACUUGAAAAGUUUUGCAUGUGGCGGAGGUAACUCAACUGAAAGAGGUUUAAUUGAUAUGGCUGAUUUUGAUGAGGAGGAAACCCAAUUCAAGGAUAUCCAAGAUUCAUUUCAUGAUAUUCCUCCGAGUUCUUACCCACUUGUCAUUACAUUCCAUAAGUUUUUGAUGAUGCUCGAUGGGACACUGAGUAACUCAUACUUUGAAAGAUUCCUUGAUGUGACAGCUACUGUUGGCCAUUUUAGGAGUCCGAGAUCAGUCGCAUUUCAGAGCUUGAUAAGGACGAAAGAAGUUAAUUAUGAGAGGUUUAGCUCUUUGUAUUGGCCCCGUUUUAAUACUCAGAUAACAAAGAAGCUUGACAUUUCAAGAGUCUUUAUAGAGAUUAUUUCUUCCAUAAAAGGUGGCUUAGGAGCUAUAGAUGCAUGUGAUGGUAAACUCAGCCGGGAGGAUUAUGUUCAACUGUGCGAGGGCCGGGGUUCUAAUUUGAGCAAGCAAAAGAGAGAAGCAAUAUACGAUGUUUUUCAGGCUUAUGAAAAGUUGAAGAUGGAAAAUAGUGAAUUUGAUCUGGCUGAUUUUGUAAUUGAUCUUCACCGUCGGCUCAAGCAUGAAAAAUAUGAGGGUGAUCUGAUGGAAUUUGUUUAUAUUGAUGAGGUUCAAGAUCUCACAAUGAGUCAAAUUGCUUUGUUUAAACACAUGUGCAACAAUGUUGAAGAGGGAUUUGUCUUUUCUGGUGAUACAGCACAAACAAUAGCAAGGGGUAUUGACUUCAGGUUUCAGGAUAUACGACAUCUGUUCUACAAGAAGUUCGUAUUGGAGUCAAGAAGCAAUAACAAUGAUGAAAGAAAAGAAAAAGGCCUCAUUUCUGAAUUACUUCAGUUGACUCAAAACUUCCGUACUCAUGCUGGUAUAUUGAAGUUAUCACAAAGCAUUGUUGAACUACUGUAUCGGUUUUUCCCCUUUUCUGUUGAUGUUUUAAAACCUGAAACCAGUCUGAUUUAUGGGGAAGCUCCAGUUUUGCUUGAAUCUGGGGAAAACGAAAAUGCAAUCGUGAAAAUUUUUGGUAACAGUGGAAAUAUAGUUGGCUUUGGUGCAGAGCAGGUGAUUUUGGUGCGAGAUGAUGGUGCUCGACGAGAAAUAUCCAAAUUUGUAGGGAAGCAUGCUCUUGUCCUAACCAUAAUGGAGUGUAAGGGCCUUGAAUUUCAGGAUGUCCUCUUAUACAACUUUUUUGGCACAUCACCUUUGAAAAAUCAAUGGAGGGUUAUAUAUGAUUACAUGAAGGAACAAGAUUUACUCAACUCCACAUCACCUACGCGCUUUCCAAGUUUCAGAGAAUCAAAACACAACAUAUUGUGCUCUGAACUGAAGCAAUUAUAUGUGGCUGUUACUCGAACAAGACAGAGAUUGUGGAUUUGUGAAAAUGUGGAAGACCUCUCGAAACCUUUGUUUGACUAUUGGAAGAAAAAAUGUCUUGUGCAACAAAGGCAGCUAGAUGAUUCACUUACCCAGGCAAUGCAAGUGGCAAGCAGUCCAGAGGAGUGGAAAUCCCGAGGCAUUAAGCUAUAUCAUGAACAUAACUAUGAAAUGGCCACAAUGUGCUUUGAAAGAGCUGGUGACACUUACUGGGAAAGGAGGUCUAAAGCUUCCAGCCUUAAAGCUAUUGCUGAACGUAUGCGAACAUCAAAUCCCAAAGAGGCUAAAUCGAUCCUUAGAAAAGCUGCAGAAAUAUUUGGUGCUAUUGGCAAGGCAGAUUCUGCUGCGAGAUGUUUUUCUGAUUUGGGGGAGUAUGAAAGAGCAGCUAGGAUAUAUUUGGAAAAAUGUGGAGACUCUGAACUUCAAAGAGCGGCAGAAUGUUUUUCACUAGCGGGAUGCUAUAAGGAUGCUGCAGAUGUCUAUGCCAAGGGAAAUUUUUUCUCAGAGUGUCUCACUGUUUGUGCAAAUGGGAAACUAUUUGAAAUGGGUUUGCAGUAUAUUAAUUAUUGGAAACAGCAUGCUGUUGAGGACCGUGCUAAGGCUAGUAGAGGGGAAGGAAUAGAUAAAAAGGAGCAGGAAUUUUUAGAGGGCUGCGCACUUCACUAUCAUAAGUUGAAAGAUAACAGAUUAAUGAUGAAAUUUGUGAAAGCUUUCAAUUCUAUAAUAUUGAUGCGGGACUUUUUGAAGAGUAUAGGGAGCCUUGAUGAGCUUUUGUCAUUGGAGGAAGAAUUUGGAAAUUAUCUGGAAGCCGCAAACAUCGCCCAGCUUAAAGGUGAAAUCCUACUUGAAUCUGAUUUCCUUGGAAAGGCAGGUAAGUUCAAAGAGGCCUCACUGCAUAUUCUGUUUUAUGUAAUUUCCAAGUCUCUUUGGUCAUCUGGUGGCAAGGGCUGGCCCAUGGAAAAGUUUCCACAACAGGGGGAGCUUCUGACAAAGGCCAAGUCAUUUGCCAAGAAUGGGAAAGAUAAUGUUUAUCAGCUGGUUUGCGCUGAGUCGGAGAUUUUAUUGAAUGGGCAGGAUAACUUGGCUGUUUUGAAACAUCAAAUGGAUGCUUGUGAAAGACAUCAGAGCAUUAGAGGUGAAGCGUUAUCAGCUCGAAAAAUUUUGGACGCCCAUUUUUCUUCAAGAACUGAUGAGUAUUUAUGGGAGAAAGAAUUGAUUGGAGAUCUUGUAAAGCAUUCAAAAGAUAAAAUAUCUAGAAAUCAGGCGUCCAUUGAUUCGCUUGUCUACUACUGGAAUUUCUGGAAGGAGAAGAUCCUUCACAUCAUUGAAUCUGUAGGAUGUGUGGAAACUCCAGGGUACAAUAGUUAUGUAGAACUCUGUUUUACUUGUUUAGGAGUUUGGAGGUUGUAUCAUAAUCUGAAUCCAAUCUAUGUUUUACUGGUCCCUGAUGCUGAUUGGGUUAGACAUCUGGACACAAGGCAUUUGAAAAGUUAUGGGAAGUUGGUCUCCAUUGAUGUUCAUCAGCUCAUUUCAGCCGCUCAGUAUUAUUGGAGUUCAGAACUGCUCUCCGUUGGCAUCAAAGUUUUGGAAAAGCUUGAAGCACUUUUCAAGUUCCCACUAAGGAAUUCUGACUCGACAUUCUUCCAGUGCAGGGCUCUUACCCUUAUCUAUGAUGUUGCAAGAAAUCUUUUGGAUUCCAAAUGUCUGAAACCAAGGUAUCAAGAUUACUUGACACUACAGAAUAUGGUAACAUUUUCGACUGGGGAGUAUGUUGAUUACAUCUUUCCCUUAGAUUGGAGGAAUUCAUUGAGACAGAAUAUGAUUUCUCUUAGAAGAACUGAUGCUUCAAAGAAUGUGCUGAAUCAAGUUAUAGUUGAACAUGCCAGCUUGAAGGACGAGCUGUCUUAUGGGCAGAUUGGAAGGAUCGCAAUGAUCAUUCUCGGGUCAGGUAAGCUGCUGAAUACUGAGCUCUCUGUUCAGCUUGUGAAAAAGCUUGAGAUAAAUAAACCGUGGAAGGCCUUCAUUGAGAAUCUCUGUGCAAGCAUUGGACCUGAACAUACUCGUCAGGAACCAAUAGAGGUGUCUGUCAUGUGGUGGUUACAUGAGGCUUUGGUUGAAACUUAUAGUGCCAACUGGAGGGAGGUUUCCGACUACAUAACACCUGGUUGCUUCUUGUAUCUUGUGGAGCGCCUUCUGUUUUCAGCAAGUUGCUUUCAAGGUUUUGUCAUCACUACAAGUUCUUGCUUUAUUGAAUGGCUGAUAUGCCCGGAUGAAGAUACCAGCUUACGUUCCAUGGUGACUGGUGGACGUCCUUCUCUGGAAGACAUUCUUCCAUUUGUGAUUACUGUGGUUCGCGAGUGUAUUUUUAUCAAGAAGGAUAUGAUUGAAUGGAUUGAGAAGUCCGACAGAAAUUGGAUGCAGUAUUAUCAGCCACUCAUGUUGCGAUUGGUAAUUGUCUUGUGUUUGAUUCAUUUGAACUUUGGCUCGUGUUUGGAUAUGAUCCAUGAUUUGCUGGGAAGAAACUUUAUCACUGAACUCCUACCACGGGAGUUUUAUGAUGCACUUAGGAGGAGGAGGAGGAGGAAGCACAAUUCUCUCAUUUUAAAUGUGAAUGUGCUUGCUGAAGCUGUCCAGAAGAUUGAUAAUACUUUGGUGAUUGCAAGUUUCGGGGCUGAUUGUUCAAGGUUGCACUGUUCGGAUGCCAUCUUUGUCGACAUGACGGCCAACCAUUGCAAGGAUGACAUAUUGAGAAAAUGGUUUCCAAAUGCCACAUAUCAACAAGAUGUUGACACUUCCACCCCAUCUGGAAGCAGGCGAAGAACAAGACAAAGGGCAAGAACAAGAAAAACAAGAAGAAACGAGUGGGAUGUCAUGGUGCAAGGUACAGAGUACAUUGAAUAUUCUGGUGGUCUCGGUGGUGAUCAGUGGCCUACCCAAAUUGCUGAUGCUUCCUGGUUCUGCAGUCCAGCUGUGACACAAGACGGUUGGGAUGCUGCUCCUGCACCACCGGUCGCCGCUCCUAUCCUCGAGGGUGGUUCUCCCGUAGUGGCCAGUGGUUGGGAUUGAGGAUUUGUUUAGUAGUGUCAUCAUGGAAGAAGAUUACUGUCUGAUGCUGAAGUUAUUUAAUAUGUUUCAUUCUAUGAGUCUCAAUUUUACACAAUAGUUUAUACAGUAAUUCCUUUCUUAUGUAUCGGGAUAUUUGUUUUUGUUUUU
Rosa chinensis is the source of this 8344-nucleotide messenger RNA. RefSeq lists its product as uncharacterized. Gene Ontology annotation, molecular function: helicase activity; ATP binding; protein binding. The record is from RefSeq and is a predicted model, not a curated record. The transcript has 14 exons. Bases 224 to 8197 code for a protein of 2657 amino acids. Lineage: Eukaryota; Viridiplantae; Streptophyta; Magnoliopsida; Rosales; Rosaceae.